ACCGACAGGAACGAGUGUAUUUCCAGAGAGAACACAACACAACAUGUCGCUUCAGGUCGUCACGGCCAAGCUGGCCGAGGUGGAGCUGAAGGAGGCUGUGGUGGCCUCGGAUAAACCGAGCGCCGAGGGCAGCGGCGUCCAGACAAAAGACGGGGAGCCCACGGCAACGACCUCGGCGGAGCAAGUCAAGCAUCAUCACCUGCCGCCGCUGAGCACUGCGACCAAGGACUCCAAGUCGGCAAUGAAGCGGAUGGAGGCGGCGCAGAACGGGGACACGUUCAACGCGGACGGAACCGUCAUGGAAGCGCCGCGGACCGUGAAGAAGCAGAUCCAGUUUGCUGAUCAGAAGCAAGAAUUCAACAAACGUCCAACAAAAAUAGGUCGCCGUUCCCUUUCUCGAUCAAUCUCACAAUCCUCUACGGACAGCUACAGCUCAGAACUGAUGGGUAUGUCUAUGCAAAAUAAUGCGGCAUCUUAUACAGAUAGCUCAGAUGAUGAAACAUCUCCUCGUGAUAAGCAACAGAAAAAUUCGAAGGGCACUGGUGACUUCUGCAUCAAGAACAUCAAACAGGCAGACUUUGGGCGUAGGGAGAUUGAAAUUGCAGAACAAGAGAUGCCAGCACUUAUGGCACUACGGAAACGAGCACAGGGGGAAAAGCCAUUGGCUGGAGCAAAGAUAGUUGGCUGUACUCACAUUACAGCCCAGACUGCGGUGCUGAUGGAGACGCUUGCUGCUCUUGGAGCACAGUGCAGGUGGGCUGCCUGUAACAUUUAUUCUACCCAGAAUGAAGUGGCUGCUGCUCUGGCUGAGAAUGGUUAUCCAGUCUUUGCUUGGAAGGGAGAAUCAGAAGAUGAUUUUUGGUGGUGCAUUGAUCGCUGUGUGAAUGUGGAAGGAUGGCAGCCUAACAUGAUCCUGGAUGACGGUGGAGACCUCACUCACUGGAUUUAUAAGAAAUAUCCUAAUAUGUUCAAGAAAAUUAAGGGCAUUGUGGAAGAAAGUGUGACUGGUGUUCACAGGCUUUACCAGUUGUCUAAAGCUGGUAAGCUCUGUGUUCCUGCCAUGAAUGUAAAUGACUCUGUAACCAAGCAGAAGUUUGAUAAUCUCUAUUGCUGCAGAGAGUCCAUACUGGAUGGCCUCAAGAGGACAACAGAUGUGAUGUUUGGAGGCAAACAGGUCGUGGUCUGUGGAUAUGGGGAGGUUGGAAAGGGCUGUUGUGCUGCUUUAAAAGCAAUGGGGUCCAUAGUGUACGUUACAGAAAUUGAUCCAAUUUGUGCUCUCCAAGCCUGUAUGGAUGGAUUCAGACUUGUCAAACUGAAUGAAGUAAUUAGACAAGUGGACAUUGUUAUUACUUGCACAGGAAACAAAAAUGUAGUAACCAGGGAACACCUGGAUCGCAUGAAGAACGGUUGUAUCGUCUGCAACAUGGGACAUUCCAAUACUGAGAUAGAUGUGGCAAGCCUUCGGACCCCAGAACUCACGUGGGAGCGUGUUAGGUCACAAGUAGAUCAUGUCAUUUGGCCAGAUGGCAAAAGGAUUGUCUUACUAGCUGAGGGACGGCUGCUUAACCUGAGUUGUUCCACGGUUCCUACUUUUGUGCUUUCCAUCACUGCUACCACACAGGCACUGGCAAUGAUAGAACUGUAUAAUGCCCCAGAGGGACGAUAUAAACAAGAUGUGUACUUGCUGCCUAAGAAGAUGGAUGAGUAUGUAGCAAGUCUUCAUUUGCCCACUUUUGAUGCACAUCUCACAGAACUGACAGACGAGCAGGCAAAAUAUCUGGGUUUGAACAAGAAUGGACCUUUCAAGCCAAACUACUAUCGGUAUUAAAUGCAAAACUACAAGUCUAUCAAACAAGAGGGGAACCUUUUAUCACUAAUGUACACGAACAAAAUCUCUUCUUUAGAGCUGGCCUUGAUUAAACAGUUUUAAAUAUUUAGUCAUUUAUUUAUUUACAUAGAAUGUGUAUAAUCUCUGUAAACAAUUUUUUUACUGCACUAGAAGACAAAAAAUGUUUAAUGUGGUUUUUUUUCUUCUAUUGCUGCUGUGCUUUAAUAUAAUUAUAACAUCCUUGCUGUUAACCUCGGGAAAGAAACUAUGGAAGCAAAAUGUUAGCUGUUUUAAAAUUGUUAAGGUGCACAUAUUUCAGAUGUGUUUUUUUUAAUUUGUUGAGUAAAAGAGGUAAGGAAAUAGUUAGAUGCUUACGGUUUGCCAUUAUGGGAAUCCUUACAAGACUUUCUUCAAACAAAAUCUAGUUGUGAGAACCUGGAAAAUCAAAUAACAAGGUUCUCAAAAUAUAACGUGUUUUGUUUCUGAAACUUUUUAUUAAAAUCAGGUUUAGCGGAGUAGAUGGUGUGACUGGUGAGGUAGCUUAGUAUUAAGACUCCUUCUUUGUCGCACUGCUAUUGUUUCCUUAAGUCAUGGUACUAUUUCAACCUUGUCUCAAUUCCUAAGAAUGUGAGCUGCUUCCCCCAGCUGGGACAUUAGCUUCAUGUCUGUAGAGUGUAUAAAGUCUGGAAUGGGCUGCAGAAAUGAUGGGGUAACCAAAUGAACCACAGAUAAUCCAUAAAGCUUUCUAAAAUAAGUGAACUCAAUAUGGGUUUUUUCAUGACUUCAAUAUUUAAGUAGAAUAAAGCUCAGUUUUUUUCCCCCUGAAAGAUAGGAUAUGUGUUUGUAGGUGGGCUUGUAUUAUAGAAUGGUGGAAGAUGCUUUUGGUAUUUAAAUAUGUCUGAUUGAACCUGUUAUCCAACUCCAUUAUUCACUUCCCUCCAUCUGAAAAUUUUCAAAUGGUAGUAAUUGUUACAAACUGUUGCAUGUGCUUAAUGCUUCUGAUUGGCCUUCUGCUAACCCAUCUUCACUGAGAUAGGGACCGCCACAUAUCUUGUCACCUGCCAGGCAACAAAUUGAAAACCAUUGUCACCAAUUGGAAGCUUGGACUGGUACCAAAAUAGACCAUUCACCAAACUGCACCUGUGAAGCUGUCUGGCCAAGAGCUAUUUUAUGUUGUUUGUUUCUCUUGAAGGAAAAACGCCUUAUCAGUUGCUACAACAACACACACAAAAUGCUGGUAGAACACAGCAGGCUAGGCAGCAUCUAUAGGGAGAAGCGACGUCGACGUUUCGGGCCGAGACUAUCAGUUGCUAUCUGUCUUAAUUAUUUAUCAUAAUAUUGGAUGAUUUCUGUUUUAUUUGAAAUGUUUUACCACAUCUGUCUUAGGAUUCCCACAAAUAUAUUAACCCCAUGUACAUUUCUGCACAUUGCUAUGUUUUUCUCCCUCCCCAGCAAUGCCAAAAACUAGUAUUUUUAAAUAAAUCCCAGCCAUUUAGUGGCUGUUUUUUUUUAUUCUUGCUUUGAUUAAGGGGAAGAGGUUGGCAUGGAAUGUAAUAAUUGUUGUAUGUAAUAAAUAAAACUUUAAGCAAAAUGGACACCAGCAACCUGCUCUGGAGAGCAGAAGAAUCGACUCCAAAAGGAAAAGCAAAUCAUCUAUCUACACAACUGAGUUUUAACAUUGAGGUAACUAUUUUACGUACUGUAUUAUUGGUCAAGUAUUGUAGUAGAUGAGAAAUAAUGCAGCUGUAAUCAUAAUUCAAAUAAAGUUAAUAAAGUCAGUUUUUUCCCAAUAUUA
This is a messenger RNA of Hypanus sabinus (Atlantic stingray), 3623 nucleotides long. RefSeq names its product adenosylhomocysteinase like 2b (gene ahcyl2b). Gene Ontology annotation, biological process: L-methionine cycle. Gene Ontology annotation, cellular component: cytosol. Lineage: Eukaryota; Metazoa; Chordata; Chondrichthyes; Myliobatiformes; Dasyatidae. The record is from RefSeq and is a predicted model, not a curated record. The coding region runs from base 44 to 1828 and encodes 594 amino acids. The transcript has 18 exons.